UUGUGUUGGGAGGCAUUUGUUUUACUUUGAGUUGAACGACACUGGGAAUGAAGUAAUUCCCAGCUGUUUGAAUAAAGUUUGUUUGUUUCUCCACGGACUAAGUUUAUUACUACCUACCUGGGCCUGGGUCACAACAAUACCUGUGCGUUUGGUUUUUCUUGCCUCAGUGUAAAACCUUACUUUUCUCUACACUGAAUUUCAUUUUGUUAGAUAGGACCUGCUGUUCAAGCCUGCCGAGAUCCUUCUGGAUCUUGAGACUAUUUUCUGGACUAUUGGCGAUUCCUGCCAGCUUGGCGUCAUCUGGAAAUCUCAUGAGUCCCGCUUCUAUCCCCUCGUCCCAAUGAGGCCGAACAAGAAUGCUCUUGCCAUUGGCUUGGAGGUUCCCUGGCUCCAGGCAAUGAAGAUCCAUUUGCCCAGUAUUUCUCUCGGCUUUAUGAGGUCACAUGGAAACAGCAUCUUUUAAACAAUGCCCAAGGUUCCAUUCCAAUCAGCCUCUAAGAGCUUCCACAGCAGGAAACGGAUCAUCCCCCGAUGACCACACGCCAUGGAACAGACACUAAAUGGCUGAACGCAUACGUCAACCAUGUGACCAAACUUCUCAUAACCACGGCCUACAGCAUCAUGGACGAUGCUGCUAUCCUUAAAAAGAGAGGCUACAUCAUGGGCGGGAAUUUAGGGGAAGGAUCCUACGCCAAAGUGAAAUCUGCCUACUCGGAACGGCUGAAGUUCGAUGUAGCGAUCAAAAUCAUCGACCGGAAGAAAGCGCCUCCAGAUUUCCUGGAGCGGUUCCUGCCGAGAGAAAUUGACAUCUUGGCCAAAGUUAACCACCACUCCAUCAUCAAAACCUACGAGAUCUUCGAGACCUCCAAUGGCAAAGUCUACAUCGUGAUGGAGCUCGGCAUCCAGGGCGACUUGCUGGAAUUCAUCAAGCUGAAAGGGGAGAUGCCCGAAGACAUCGCUCGCAAGAUGUUCCGUCAACUGUGCACCGCCAUUAAAUAUUGCCACGACAGCGAUAUCGUGCACCGGGAUUUGAAAUGCGAAAAUCUUCUACUCGACAAAGAUUACCACAUUAAACUUUCAGACUUUGGUUUCGCCAAACGCCUGGUUCGGGACGAAGACGGCAAAGUUAUUUACAGCAAAACAUUCUGCGGUUCCGCUGCUUACGCCGCCCCGGAGGUCCUGCAGGGAAUCCCUUACGAGCCCAAAAUUUACGACAUGUGGAGUCUGGGUGUUAUCCUCUACAUCAUGGUCUGCGGCUCCAUGCCUUACGACGACUCAAACAUCCGGAAAAUGUUACGGUUGCAGAAGGAGCACAGGGUGCAUUUCCCCAAAUCCAAAAACCUGACCAUCGAAUGCAAAGAUCUCAUUUAUCGCAUGCUUCAACCCGACGUGUCCCGACGGUUGCGCAUCGAAGAGGUUUUAAGUCACAUAUGGAUGCAGCCCGGCAAAAUCAAAGCGCUGUCGGCCACGUCCAUCGGAAAGAACGGAGAGAGCUCGCGGAGCACGGCCGAGCAAAAGACGGAGCACCGAUCCGAACGGGAGAAGAACCCCAAAAGCGAAUCGAAACAGACCAUCGCCUCCACCGUGGCUCCUCGGCUGGAAGCGGUUGAAGAAGUGGAGGAAGUCAUCGAAGGAGACAAGCGCGACGAAGAAGAGGAGAAGAUUGCAGAAGAGUUUGAAAGGAACCUUUGACGUUCUUCCUUCGACAGACGCCCUCACCCCAAAGCAGCAAGACCCCUCGCAUAAGAGGUAGCCUAGCUAACCGACUGGAGAGAGCGGUGUGUGGAAUAAAGAUAGGAGCUAAACCGGAGGACGCGAUCUGAAACUAAAGGCCGCAUACUGAACGAGUCUUUCUGAAUCAGCACCUUAUUGUAGGCUAAAAGGCCGUUUUAUUAAAUAUUUUUUUAAAUGGAUAAAAACGCUGGGCUGUAGCUGGCAACUACGGAUGAAUCUUACCCAGACAUGCAGAAAGGCAGGAAGAUGUGGUUCAACUCCAGGAAUGGGACAACUCUCCGUGGCCAACUCUCCGCGGCUAACUCGCCAGAGGAUAAUUCAAUAAUUCAAUUUAACAUUUAAAAUAUAUAUAUAUAUUAAAACAUAUUUUAAUGUUCGUCAUUCACAUUUCAUUUUGUCCCUCCUUUGCCAUCCUUGCUUUAAUGAUUCUAUAGUCCCAUUUCUUCGAUAUUUAGUGUAACUCUGGUCCUGCGGCGAGUUGGCCCGAGGAGAAUUGGCCAUGGUAUUUUUAGGUGCUCCGUCACUGGAGGUUUUUAAGAAGAGAUUGGACAGACACCUAUCUGAAAUGGUAUACGGCCGUGAUGGCGAACCUACGACACGUGUGGCAGGCUGCACAUGUGUGCUGUUGCCAGCUGGUUUUCUGAUUUCCGGCGCGCCAGCUGAUCUUCACGUGUACCGGAGCACCGGAAACCCGAACACCAGCUAGCCGGGUGCAUGCACGUGCCGGCACCUGGUCUUGGGGUUUCCGGCGGGCAUGUUUCGCGUGCACCGGAGUGCUGGAAACCCAAAGACUAGCUGGCCAGCUGGUCUUCAGGUUUCCGGUGCUCCAGCACAUGCAUGCACAUUCCGGUUUGGGCACUCAGUGCCGAAAAGUUCACCCUCACUGGUAUAGGGUCUCCUGCUUGAGCAUGUUGUGACCCAGACCCAAGUAGAUAGUAAUAAACUUAGUCCGUGGAGAAACAAACAAACUUUAUUCGAAUAGCUGGGAAUUACUUCAUUCCCAGCGUCGUUCAACUCAAAGUAAAACAAAUGCCUCCCAACACAAAUUCCUCAGUUAUCUAACAAACCUUAGUCCAAUUAGGCAAACUACCAAAGGCCCUUCGUCCAGAAGCCGCAUAAACAAAGACGCAGAUGAAGCAGAAGACGCAGCUACAACGUUGUUUUCCGGCAAAGGCCAAAACGCCAGUGGUGGUCUAUUUUAAGCCUUACGGCCAAUCAUCUCUUGGCCCUAUUCCUGAGUUGUCCUCUUUGCUUGAGCUGCUCUUGCCUUUGCAGCUCUUCUCAUGCGUGCAUUAGGAACAGGCUCCUCCUGUUCCUCUGCCUCACUACUCUCAGUCUCUGGAGGCUCUGGAGUCCGCACCUCACUUCCCGAUGGCCCUGGCCUCACCUCAGCCUCAUCGCUGUCCGACUCCGUUGCCAACUCCGUAGGCUGCUGACAGACCACAACAGAGCAGGGGGUUGGACUAGAAGACCUCCAAGGUUCCUUCCAGUUCUAUUCUGAUUGAAAUACACUUUACCCACUUUGAAAGCCCCAUUCACAAAAGAGACAUGAUCCUGUGACCUCUAACAGCAAUUGCAUAGAAUUCCUUCCAGUUUCUAGCAAAAAAAUAACCACCACCAACCAUUGGGGAAAAUGGUUCACUUAACGGCCAAAGUCGUUGCUUAAUGCAUGCUGCAAAAAAAUGUCCCCAUAAAAAAAAGGGGGUCUGGUCACAUGAGGCCUUGGCUUACAAUCACAAUGACUUACAAUCUUAAUUCUGGGACUACUUGAGUAGUCCUUGAUUUAUGACCACCAAUUGAGCCCAACAUUUCUGUUGCCAGGCAACAGCUGUUCAGUGAGUUUGGCUCCAUUUUAUGACCUUCCUUGCUGCAGUUGUUAAGU
Messenger RNA from Ahaetulla prasina, 3616 nucleotides. Its product is annotated as testis-specific serine/threonine-protein kinase 1-like. Gene Ontology annotation, biological process: microtubule cytoskeleton organization; protein phosphorylation; intracellular signal transduction. The record is from RefSeq and is a predicted model, not a curated record. The transcript has a single exon. Gene Ontology annotation, cellular component: cytoplasm. Gene Ontology annotation, molecular function: protein serine/threonine kinase activity; ATP binding; tau-protein kinase activity. Lineage: Eukaryota; Metazoa; Chordata; Lepidosauria; Squamata; Colubridae. The coding region runs from base 532 to 1692 and encodes 386 amino acids.